AUGGAAUCCUCUUCGCCUGAAGAAAAGAAACCGAAACCUAAGAUGAUGUUUAAGAAGCGGACUUUUGACAAAAAGACAGAAAAUGGGGUAGUCAAAUCAGCUGGACCCACAGAUGAUAUCAGCUUUUUUAGUCGCUCCAAAGAUACAUUCGUCAGCGCGGCGGAAAUACGUCAACGAGAUCUAGCUAGGAGAGGAAAAGAGAAGGCUGAGAAAUUCUACUCCCCACCUUUGACCAUCAACAAAGGUUCUCCCAAGGGUAAGAAGAGGAGAAGCAGUGAGGAGCUUUCGGAAGAUGAUGAAAUUAAGUUGGGAAGAUCUACAAAUAAUCAGAGUGUAUCCCUACAUAGCCGCUAUAAAAAUGCAAAAAUAAUUCUCGAUGAUUCCGACAACGAGGCUUCGCCAUCUGUGCAGAAGAAGAGGGACCGCGGGAUUGAACUUACACCACCUCCGUGCCUCUAUUAUGAACCCGCCUUGCCUCGUCCUAUUCCCAAACCCAAUUUUCAGUCGCCAGUGAUCUCGCUUUCGGAUAGCGAACCGGAUCUUAUAGUUACCAGCAGUGCACCGGUCACAACAAUUGACAACUAUGAUGACGAUGAACCCCAGGAGCAGAAUCCUGCCUUGGCAGCGAUAGAGAAGAAGGCAAGGGAGAGAGCUGCACGCAUGCGCGCGACCCAAUCCCCGUCCGUUGAAUCACAGAGUGCUUUCCUUGGACCAUGUGUCUCCAUACUUGUUACCUCUGACAUUCCGAAAACAAAGCCGUUGAUAUGUAGACGCCGAGUUGGACAAACUUUAAAGGAAGUUAGAUUGGCCUGGUGUCAACGUCAAGGUUUCAAUGAGGACACGACCAGCGAUGUUUUUCUUACCUGGAAGGGUAACAAGAUAUUCGAUGUCAAUACCUGCACCGGCAUGGGCAUCAGCCCUGAUGAAGAGGGGAACUUUGAGGAAAAUACUGACGGGGUGAAGGAUAAGCAUCUCCAUUUUGAAGCAAUGACAGCGGAGAUUUUUGCCGAGAGGGAGAGAAGCCGUGAGGCGCAAUACGAUGGUCUUGAGGAAGAGCCAGAGGAGAAAGUAGAGGAGUCUAUCGGAAUAGUCCUUAAGAGCAAAGGAUAUGCCAAUUUCCCCACCAAAGUUAGACCGGAAUUUAUUCUUUUACAACCACUCAUAAUGAGCAACCCGUUCAGUAUAAAUGGCGGCGCAGUCGUAGCGAUGGUUGGAAAGGAUUGUGUCGCUAUUGCCUGUGAUCUGAGAUUAGGAAUGCAGGCCCUUACCGUAUCCAAUGAUUUCCCCAAGAUCUUCAACUACGGCGAUGUCUAUCUAGGUCUGACGGGUUUGGCGACGGACGUUACAUCUGUCUCCGAGCUCUUCCGCUAUAAGGUGAACAUGUACCGCCUACGAGAGGAACGUGAUAUCGAGCCCCAGACUAUGGCGAAUCUAGUCUCAUCGUCUCUAUACGAAAAGCGAUUCGGACCAUACUUUGUUUCGCCUGUAAUCGCCGGAAUUAACCAACAUAGCGGCAAGCCAUUUAUCUGCGGGUUUGACUCGAUUGGGUGUAUCAACUUUGCUGAAGACUUUAUUGUGUCGGGAACGGCAUCUGACCAGCUCUUUGGUACUUGUGAGGGAUUGUGGGAGCCUGAUUUGGAACCGGAAGACUUAUUCGAAACCAUCUCUCAGGCACUCCUUAACUCUGUCGAUCGUGAUGCGUUGUCAGGUUGGGGCGCACACGUUUACCUCGUAACCAAAGAUAAGGUCGUCAAGAGGCUCCUCAAGGGAAGACAAGACUAAUAUAAAUAAAAGGAUGGAGAGGACUUCUGCGAGAUCUAUGAUGGGAUUGGGUAUCUGUAUUUAUACUCAUAAAUCACCACGUCGUCUCCCCAAUUCCUAGAGCUGUGGAUAGCUACAAAUAAAUACCCUUACCCGUC
Molecule: messenger RNA, 1919 nt
Organism: Tuber melanosporum (Perigord truffle)
Lineage: Eukaryota; Fungi; Ascomycota; Pezizomycetes; Pezizales; Tuberaceae
Exons: 9
Coding region: 1-1782 (593 amino acids)
Biological process (GO): proteasome-mediated ubiquitin-dependent protein catabolic process
Cellular component (GO): proteasome core complex, beta-subunit complex; proteasome core complex
Source: RefSeq, a predicted model, not a curated record